UCUCUCUAUAGAGGAGGAAAAAAAACAUCUCUCUUUCAUGGCCAAUGUAAAAGGGAAAACCCUGUCAACCAGACAUGUCUCUCAGAGAAGAGCAGCAGAAAUACUUUGACACUGAAAGUGCAGCAUACACUGGAAUGGAGGGUCAGUCGAGGUCCUCUAAUAAGUAUCUGCUGCUGCAGGUGUGGUGUGGCAUCCUCACUGUGGCCAUGGUGGUCAUGGCUGCACUUUUGAUUUCAAUCAAACCAAAGUCAACUGAGGGAGAAGUCUCUACACUGAAGCCAGAAACCGUCAAACCAACAGGUCUAAUAGCUCCCUAUAAAGGAUCCUCUUUCUCACACAUCCAGCUACAAAAGUCUAUGGACAAUCACUGGCAAGUCACACUACCAAGAUGUCUCUCCUGCUCCCUCGUCCUGCUGAACGACUCCAUCCACUGCAAUGACAGCGGCCUCUACUUUAUCUACGCCCAGGUCACCUUCAACAAGCCUAAGGAAAGUCAAACCAAAUUAGUGACUUUGAAAAGAAAUGCCACCCUUGGCAGAAAACAGAAGACACUGGUUGAGGGGACCUUCCCAAACACAACAGAGGGCACCGUGUGGGUGGCCAAGACUGUCAGCCUUACAGCGGGAGACAGUGUCAGCUUAAAUAUCAAAGGGGAUUUUCUAAAAGAUAGCACAUUGACAUUCUGGGGUGCCUAUCAGCUUCAUUAGCACUGCAGUUUUCCAGGAAUUUGUUACUAUGAAAGAGAGAAUAAUUUGGGGUUGGACUGCUAUGUUAUAAGUAGGCCUAUACUAAUAUGUUCAAACAUGUGCGGUUGGUUCAUCACCUAAAAUUACUUCCAUUACUUUGUGCCCGAUAUUUAAUUCAGCAAAUUUAAUGCCAAGCAAUACUCAAAAUCACAGAAAUUCAGUGACAUUUAACAAUACUGAAUCUUAUUUUUUUGGGUAUAGUGAAUCAUGGAACACUAAAAUGCUAAAAGCUCCAUCAGGGUGGGUGAGGACAGUCAGACAUUUUACUGACCAAAACCUUAUAAUAAAAGGUCACAUCUUCACAUCCUAUUGACCGUUGGACAAACCUAACUUUGCAAAACAGCAUACUGCAUCAGUUCAAUCUUAGCAAAGUCUCUACAUUUAAGUAUGCCAGCUGGUUCUGACUCUUGAAAUUGUGUGGCGUACGGUGGUCUCGUAAAAUUUGAAAUGAACUGCAUCUUAAAUUAAAUGUACUGUUGAACUGUAACUGUGGCAUAAAUGUGUUUGUUUUCAAUGCUAUGUUCUUGUGUAAUUUAUGAUAUUGAAAAUUAUAUUGCUGUGGUUUGAUUUCAAGGAGGGAAAAUAAAAGAAAGAAUAACAACAACUAUUACAGUAUUUGAAAGCCAUUGGGUUCAUUUCUUGCCUUUUAUGUGUACUGUCAGCUGCCAGCUGACCACACGGUGGUGCCAACUUCCCCUGAAUAAGAGGCGACAAGAAAUACUGCAUGUACUGUGUAUCAAAUCUGUCAUACACUUACCUAUA
Messenger RNA from Etheostoma spectabile (orangethroat darter), 1508 nucleotides. It is a transcript of the gene lta, whose product is annotated as lymphotoxin alpha (TNF superfamily, member 1). Gene Ontology annotation, cellular component: membrane. The record is from RefSeq and is a predicted model, not a curated record. Gene Ontology annotation, molecular function: tumor necrosis factor receptor binding. Gene Ontology annotation, biological process: immune response. The coding region runs from base 75 to 707 and encodes 210 amino acids. The transcript is spliced from 6 exons. NCBI's taxonomy places the organism in Eukaryota, Metazoa, Chordata, Actinopteri, Perciformes, Percidae.